Messenger RNA from Salvia hispanica, 2149 nucleotides. RefSeq lists its product as uncharacterized. The record is from RefSeq and is a predicted model, not a curated record. Gene Ontology annotation, molecular function: protein binding. Lineage: Eukaryota; Viridiplantae; Streptophyta; Magnoliopsida; Lamiales; Lamiaceae.
CUAGCUGUCUUGGACUGUUCUCCCCCAAGAUUUUUCUUAGCAUGUUUUUAGUGUUUGUUUUUCCAUUUAUUUGGGUGCUGUAUUUAAAGGCCUUCGCUCCCAUUCUCUUCAUUCUUGAUAAGCAAAGCGACGCCGCUCGUCCUAUUUCCGGGAUUUGUGUUUGAGCUGAAAUUUGGGGAUUGACGGAUUCUGCCCUUUUUCCUGAUUCGAAUCAACGAGAUUUUUUUUUCGGUUAUCUUUUUGUGGAAAAGGGAUUGAUUUGAUUCUUCCUUUUUCCCUCUCGAUUCCUCGUUUGAUUUCAAUUGAAUUAUGGUAUUGAAAGUAGCUCCGGCAGCUUCACUACGGUGGUCGCAGCCGUCGCUCCCCCAAUCGCCGCCGUCUUGCUCCCAGACACUGGCCUCCGCCAUCCCCUCCCCGUCGUCGUCGCGGCGGCGGAGCUUCUCCAGCGGCGACGGAUCGCUCCUCCGCCGAUUCGUCGAAAAAUCCGGCCUAUUCCUCGACGCAAACCGCUCCCGAUCGCGCGGCGGCAAUAAGAGAGCCCGAAAAGCCCUAACCGCCAGUUUAAAUUCAUUCUCCGACGAAGAAUUCUCGAAGCAAAUUGAGGAGCUAGCGCUGAGAUUCCAGCUCAACGACGACGAUAAUGCCAGCACCAGUUCGAAAAUUGAUGAAUUCGAGUCUAGAUUCGACAAUGCUGGUGCGGAUGAGAGGGGGCUCGCGGGGGCUGGGGGCUCGGCUUGUUGCUCGAUAAAGAAGGCGUUUUCGUCUAUGGUGUUUAUCAUCCGAGAGCUCCAUAGCUACACUUUACAAAUGAGGUCUUUCUUACACUACGAGGAUAUGCAGGGGAUUGUGGCCAAGGUGCAGAGGGAAAUGCAUGCGUCGUUCGUGUGGCUGUUUCAGAAGGUUUUCUCGACUACCCCGACGUUGAUGGUGUACGUGAUGAUACUCCUCGCGAACUACAGCGUUUUCUCAAUGUCGAGUAAUGCAGCAAUAGCCUCUACACCGCCACCGAUGUGUGUUUCCACCACGGAGGAGGUGUCAUCAGUUUCCGUGGUGGAGGAGAAGGGACAGAAAUUCGAUGCAUCUAUUGUAAAGACACUGAAGCUGUCUUCCUCGACUGGGAAGGCAGCUUCGGUUGGAGGGGGCAGCGGGGGUGGGGGUGGGAAGUUCCCGCCUGUUGCUAGUGGGACCGAGGGAGAUGGGAGGUUUGAUGAGUCGAAUUAUUAUGGCACCGUGGCACCUGAUGGUAGCGCGUCUUCGUUUGUGAAUCCGUCUAGGACUAGUGGGGAGGAGUCUGUCUCGAGCGUGGAGGAGGAAGCAACGUUGUGGGAUUCGCUUGUGGAGGAGGCUUCCAAGAUGGGGAACGAGGAUUUGGACCAGGAAACGAAGAAAGGAUUCGUUUCUCCCGUUGAUGCGAGGAUUGAAGCGGAUGAUGAUUCGGAAUAUUUGAGAAUUGAGUUACUUUACCAAACAGAAUUGGCUCAAGAGCCUAGCAAUCCCCUUUUGCUAGCAAAUUAUGCCCAGUUUCUCUACCUCGUUGUUCGGGAUCUUGACAGGGCGGAGGACUACUUCAAGAGAGCCACGGAGGUGGAGCCAAAGGACGCGGAGGCACUGAGCAAAUACGCUAACUUCCUGUGGGUGGCGAGGAACGACCUGUGGGCAGCAGAGGAGACCUACUUGGAAGCCAUUGAUGCGGAGCCGAGCAACUCAUACUACGCAGCUAACUAUGCCCAUUUCUUAUGGAACACGGGCGGUGAAGACACGUGCUUCCCUCUGAGCUCUCCCGAUGCAGAAUCAGAUGGUCUGUAAAAGUCUUCAACAAUGGUGUGAUCAAGAAAAUCAAUCAUUUAUUGUGGUAAUUAUCCAGUGAGAGAGGUGAAAGAGGGGUUUCCUUCUCCAUGAGCUAGGUUUUUCUUUUUCUUUUUCUUUUUUUUGGGUUUUUAAUAUUAUAUAUAUGUGUAUAUAUAUAAUAUUGCUAUCAUAGGUGGGGGCUCAUUUUAUUUUGUUUUUGUUUUUUUCCUUUGUUUUGAUUUUGGUGGGGUGCAAAGAGAGAUGCUCUUUGUUUUUGAUCUUGUACUCCACUUACACAAAUGCGAUUGGCAUAAUUGUAAUUAAACUUCUUGUUAAUAAUUAAGUGCCAUUUUUCCGGUUA